Suillus subaureus is the source of this 809-nucleotide messenger RNA. RefSeq lists its product as uncharacterized. The record is from RefSeq and is a predicted model, not a curated record. The coding region runs from base 188 to 418 and encodes 76 amino acids. NCBI's taxonomy places the organism in Eukaryota, Fungi, Basidiomycota, Agaricomycetes, Boletales, Suillaceae. The transcript has 2 exons.
UCUACACCAGUCUGUUCAAAAUAUUGUGGGUGCACAUGGUGCGACUGAUUUUCUCCCGGCUCUCCAUUCUUUCCUUCAGACGAAUCUCCCGCACAACACCAUCGUACCAGGCGUUCAAGACCGUUUCAACAUUUAUCGUCAAGUUGUCAUUGUGACGCCACCUGCUUUUCAAGUUAGCGAGGCUCCAAUGUCCAGGCGGAUUAGAGCCACCCCAGAGAAACUUGCAUCAGGACGGAAGGCUGGUAGUCCAGCUCGAUUUGAUAUGGCAUUGAUAUUGGAUGGUCCUUGGACUUCACAGCUGUGUUCUCUAGAUGCAGGUUUGUGUGUGGCUCAAGUUCGUGCUAUAUUCUCACUCCCUCAUCAGUUUGGUGAAUACUCAAGAGCCCUUGCAUACAUAGAGUGGUUCACGCCUUUCUGAGCACCAGACCCUUCAUCUUGAAUGCAACAAGUGUCACACUCAACCUGCCAAUUUCACCAGAAUGCAGCAGUGAUUCAUGUUGACAACAUUGUGUGGCCAUGCCAUCUAAUACUGAAGAUGGGAGAGUCAGUGUACCUGAGGUUGAUAUGUGGUAAUGUGUAUGAAGCAGCUAAUGAUUUUUAUUUUAAUGAUUUCAUUGAUGGUGAGAUGUUUUGUGCAUCUGUGACAAGUAUUUAGAAGCCAGGAUGUCCAUAUAUAUUUAGUAGACCUGCAAAUACUAGAUAGUUGUGCCUGUAGCUGCCUGUAGUGACCUGUAGCACAGUGGUAACUCUGGUAGUAUCCUGUAGCUACUGUAGCACAGUCAUGACUCCUGUAGCUCCAUGUAGCAUGG